Octopus sinensis (East Asian common octopus) is the source of this 9981-nucleotide messenger RNA. Its product is annotated as EVI5-like protein. NCBI's taxonomy places the organism in Eukaryota, Metazoa, Mollusca, Cephalopoda, Octopoda, Octopodidae. The transcript is spliced from 20 exons. The coding region runs from base 492 to 3089 and encodes 865 amino acids. The record is from RefSeq and is a predicted model, not a curated record.
UCGUUCCAUUGCGCUACAUAUCUUCUAACAAACUCUAUCGUGUGAAAAAACGUCAACAAACACAAAUACGGCCACAUAUCCAACCAAUCAACCAACAACAAAAGUGUACUAAAUAAUAACUCCGCCACCAUCACCAACAACUAACUACAACAAUGUGUUAUGACAAGUUCAAGUUCAUCCUCGCCUUCUUACCUUUUAAUUACCUCAAGUAAUACAAACAGUACACAUGCAGGAUUCCUUCUAAUAUGUGCAGGGUGGUUGCUCGGCUGGGUUUACUGACAGAUAUUUUGUUAUUCCAGUUUAUCGAUCUCUUUCUUCACACAUUGGAACCAUUGUAACUACUCUUUGUUUCUCCUUCAACUACUACUCCCAGUGCAGUUCUUUUUUGCGUGUACUUAGUACUGUGAAAACCAGAAAGCAAAGCAUUUGCUGCUAAAUGUUUUACUUCUUAUACCAGAAUCAGUCGACCGAAUUGAACAGCAGGCAACAUAAUGCUUAUCGUAUCUUCUGCUUCCAAAAUGCCUUACGCAACAGUCUUCAAUCCCAUCGGAAAUAAUGUGGGGCAACCACUAGAGGUGUUUCAACCAAUGGCAAGUGACUCUAAAGACUGUUCUUCCCCGCUGACUAAACCAACUGUGCCAAAUCCUGUCAAACCUGAAGACCUAGAGUUGCUUGCCAAAUUAGAGGAAGCUAACAGGAAACUUGAGGCAGAUGAAAAAUCCCUUAAGGCUCUACCUAACUAUACGGGAACUCCUCCAACCCAUUCAAGAAAGGGGUCUGGUUCCAGCUUAUUGUCAAAUUCCUCACUAAACAGCUACAGUAGUAACCAUAUUGUUGAAGAAGAAAUAGCUUCCGAAAACCUCUGGCAAACAUGGGGUAGAAUUGUAAAUGAAUGGGAUAACUUAAAGAAGAAGCCAACCAAUUUGAAGGAACUAGUAAGGAAAGGCAUACCUCACCCAUUCCGAGGACUUGCCUGGCAGCUUCUGCUUAACGUUCAUGAUUCUCCUGCCAAAGAACGCUAUGUAGACUACCUGAAGAAGACUUCCCCGAGUGAGAAGCUGAUCAGGAGGGAUAUUGCACGCACAUUCCCAGACCAUGACUUCUUCAAAGAGAAGGAUGGCCUUGGUCAGGAGAGUCUCUUCAAUGUGAUGAAGGCCUAUUCCUUACAUGACAGGGAAGUGGGAUACUGCCAAGGUAGUGGUUUCAUUGUAGGAUUGUUACUCAUGCAGAUGCCUGAAGAGGAGGCAUUUGCAGUGUUGGUAACACUGAUGCAAGAAUACCGGUUACGAGAACUUUUUAAACCCAGUAUGGCAGAGCUGGGUUUGUGUAUGUACCAAUUAGAAUGCAUGAUUCAGGAACUACUACCAAAUCUUCACAUCCAUUUCCAAACGCAAGGAUUUCACACAUCUAUGUAUGCAUCCUCUUGGUUCCUGACAUUAUUUGCCACUAGCUUACCAUUAUCACUGGCUUGUCGAGUCAUGGAUCUGUUUAUCUCCGAGGGUAUGGAAAUUGUCUUUCGAAUUGGGAUGGCUAUUCUUCAAAUGAGUCAAGAAAUAUUGAUGUCAUUAGAUAUGGAAGGAAUGUUGAAGUUUUUCCAGAAAACUGUUCCUGCCAUAUAUGAACAAGACCAAGAGAAACUUAUCCAUACUGCUUUUCUUAUCAAAUACAAUGCCAAAAAAAUGAAAAGGUUGGAGAAAGAUUAUACAGCCCUGAAGAGUAAAGAAAAUGAAGAACAGAUUGAAUUACGGAGGUUAAGAACUGAAAACAGAUUGCUACGACAGCGGAUAGAAAACUUGGAAAAGGAAUCAGCAUCUCUGGCAGAUAAGCUGAUCCAAGACCAAGUGACUCGAGCGCAGGAAGCUGAAGAAACUUUUAUACUGAAAAACCAAUUGGCAUCAGGAAAGCAACAGUUACAUGAAACACAAAGGAAAUUACAAGAAGCUGACAAAUUAAUUUCAGAGAUAAAGGAGCGUACUGAUUCAAUCAAUGUAGCCACUGUACUUGAUGAUAAGAUUGCUCAGCAUCUAGUGCAGCAGCUGCAGGAAGAGCUGAUAUCAGUGCGGUUAAAAGAUAAUGAAACAGCUGCUGUGAUUAAAGAUAUGAAAGUUAAAAUCAAAGAACUUGAAGAUACAAACCAAAUGUUACAGCGAGCUCCAAGUAAUGAUGUCCAGCAUUUACAAGAAGAACUUAUUGCUGUGAAGUUACGAGAAGCUGAAGCUAAUUUGUCAUUGAAGGAACUCCGUAUGAAAGUUAAUGAGCUUGAUCAGUUCUGGGAGAAACAUUGUAAGAAUAACUUUUCACCAAAUGUUUCUGAAGUGAAAAAUUGCAAACAUGAAGUGCGGAUUCUCCAAGAAGAACUGAUGACAGUAAGGAUAAGGGAAGCCCAGUCUCUCUCAGCUCUGAAAGAGAUGAAACAAAAAGUGAUGGAACUGGAAACACAGAAUCAAAUUUGUACCAACCAAAUCAAAAGGAUGGAUGGAGAGAACAAACUGUUGAAAGAGAAGAUUCUAGAAGAAGAAGAUAAAGAAAAGAUGUUACAAUUAAGUAUCAAAGAUCUGAAGAGAGAAGGGGAUAAUCUUGCAUCAGAACGAAAAGAAGAUCUCAUGAUGUUUAGAAUUAAAGAAGCUGAGGCUGCACAGAUGGUGGGAGAACUGAAGCAAAAAAUUGCUCAUUUAGAAGUACAGAAAGCUGAACUGAUAACAUCCAGACAACUGAUGGUAAAAGGAGGAACGCAAGACUUAGAGAACAAAAUCUAUGAUCUUCAGGAUGAGGUAUUGCAACUAAAAAUGGACCAUGGAAAAGGUUUAGAAACUGCUACUAUGGUUGGUAGUUUCAUGAGUGUUGGUGGAGAUGAUGAAGAAAUGAGAGAGCUGAUGGAUUCUGAGACACUCAACAGGACAUUAACUGAAAUUAUUGAAGGCAAAUCUGACACUUCAGCUCAUUUGAAUGGCUUUCUUGACCUGAGCCCCAACAAUACAGACUCUGAAUCACAAAACAAUGAAACUACCGGUGAAGAUGACAGCUUGGCUGUCCUGGAGAAAACUGUACAAUCUUUUGAAAGGUCAUUAGAAGAUAAAUCGGCUGUUUGAUGAAGCUUGAAAUGAAAAGCAGAACAAAACAUGUCAGUUGUCUCAAGAAAAUAAUGGCUACUAUACGGGUUCCAAAUCUGAAAGAGAGCUGUGAAUAGCUCUUAGUGCCUAGACCUGUAGAUUUACACAAAAUGCAACAACCACCACUAUUACUACUACUACUACCUGCAAAAGAAAAAAAGAGUAUGAAAUUAUUCAAAAAAAUAAUGGAAGUUCUGAUGUAAAUCAAGACAUUUUCUUUUCCUAUACAAGAUAUUUAUUAUGUGAAGCGACAUGAAAACAAAAAAAAAAAGGAAACAAUAUAACUUUUCACUCUUCAUAUCAGCUUUAUUUAUACUGUUCCCCAAAACCAGCAGUUAACUGGUAAUUCCAAACCAAACACAGCUACAUCUUCCUCAUCAAGAUUUUUUUUUUUUAAUGUUUAAAGCAUUUUUAUACCUGCUGGUAUUUGUUGAAAGCUAUUUCAGAAGAAAAUUAUUAGUUUGUAUACUUUUCUUUUUGAAGACCAUUUUAAUUGUUAAUUAUUAAUUAUGUUUUAACUCGAUGUCAUAUUGUAAAUGUUUUACAUUUGUAUCUUCAUGUCAGUAUUGCAGUGAAUGUGAUGUAUAAUAGUAUGCAUGGAUAAUAUGUCUGUAUUUUGUGAGUAUGUUACACUUCAGAAGUUGUAUAUAUGUUCUGAUAUAUUCCCAUAUUUCUCUACAGUGUAUAUUCUGAAUUUUAUAGUAAACAUCACCUUCUGAAUACCUUGUGGAUAGUUGAUGAAUUAAAUGAAACAUUAUUGGUGAUUGUUUACAUAUAGAAGUGUAUGUAUGUGUGUUUAUAUGUUCGUGUACAAAUGAAAGAAAAAUGUACUCCUUAUCAAAAGAAGAUUUUAAAAUUUAUUUGAAAGUGUGACUUCACUCUCUCACUACUCUGAGUUUCCCUGCUAUGAGUAUCACAUCAUAGCAGACGGAAUAGUGGCAGAAUGAAGCCUCAGUUUUAAGUAAAUGAAGAUAUAUAUACAUAUAUAUAUCACAACCAAAGUUAAUUGCCCAAUCUAACAAACACAGCAGACCAAGCAGGCACAGUAAUGUGUUUGCUAUGCACUUGUUAGUACUAACAGGUCAUCAGAACUUUGUCUUGAUACCAGCUUGUACUGCAUUCUAAGCAAUAAUAUCUGUUAUUUUUUCCUUUAGGACUUCUCUUUACUUGAACCUAGUCUUAUAGGGUGAAAUACUAAUUUUCUGUUCUUUCUGCAGGAAUAAGACAAAGAUAUUGCAAAGGUGUUAACCAUUUUCUCCUAUGAGCAAUACUAUAGUGAAAGUAUGCCAAUGACUUUUUGACUGGUGUAACUAUACAGUAAAGAGCCACUUUAUUGCCUUUGCAAAAAGGAAUGUAUUUUGAGACGUGCUUAAUUCAUUCCUCUUCUAGAGCCAGUGAAGCAAGGGACACUUCAAAAUAAUGGCUAUUAUUACCUUGUAGCAGUCUCAGCACCUAUGGGCAAUGUGAAACAAUUUCCAGGCUAAAAAUUACGAUUGGUUCAUACAAGCCAGCAAGCUGGAUAAUGUCAUACAUGUUUGUAAUAUAAGUAUGUGUGCAUGUGUGUGUAUGCAUCGAUAGACAGACAGACAGACAGGUAGAUUUAUAUAUAUAUAAAAUAUCACUUAUUUUGUGGAAUAAACUUUAGCUGGUGUAAAUACAAUCCUAACUAAUUGUAUUUACAUACAAUUGAAUUUUUUUUUCUUGUAAGGUAAAAAUUAGUACAGUAUUUCAUUUAAUAACAUAACAUCUAAAGACAAAAAACUUAGAAAAAUACAAAGUGAAAUAGUUAGAAAAAAGUGUUUUGGGGUGGAUGCGAAUGUGAGAAAAGUGAGAGAGAGAGAGAGACUUUUUAUGUCAGUUUUUGGUUGUUGAAUCUUUAAUCUAUACUGUUGCUCAUUUGUUAUUAACAUUUCAUUUAGAAAAUGGCACCCUUACUUUACUGUUGAAUACCCACCUAUUCCCUAAUUGAAACCCAAAUCCUCCCACCAAUAAAGGCCUUUACAAUAAUUGUUAACUUAGCUAUACACACACACACACACACACAUAUAUAUGUAAGGCAUAUUUUCUAUCAUUCUAAUAUAGGCAUCUAUAAUUAAGAAUCUUUAUAAGAUCAAAUAGUCGACUGAAUAUGGAACUGAAGUAUUGACAACUCUGAGCUCUUGAGGUCAAGUUUACUAUAUACAUUUAGUUAUGUAUUUGAACAAUAUAAUUGAUUCUACAUGCUUUAAUGUGUAGACUAACAUGUAUUUAAAAGACUACAUGAUAUUCACAUGGAAAUUAGUUAUGGAACUUGACAGUGACUGUAUGAUUGUAAGUAUACGGUUUGAUGUUAAACAAGAAGACAUAAAGAUUGACAUCCAAAGGCAAAAUCUAAGGAAAGUAAAAUAAAUGUAAACGAUUCCUAGAAUACCAAGGGCCUCGUAAGGGCUGAUGCCUUAAUGCCAGUUUCGUUAUGCAAAGCAGUUAAAUCUCCAUGGAUAACAUUUCAGAAAACUUGGUGUGUAUUCUUGAAAGCUAGGUGGACAAGGACAUUUGAUUUUACAUGCCAAAGCAUGUGCAAUCAUAGUCAUUGUCAGUUUUGCUUCCAUAGCUAAUUUUUCUAUGGAUACCAUGUAGCUUUUGCAUGUAUUAUAAUUUCUUUAGACUGUUAAACAUAGAUAUAUCGUACAGCCAUAAGCAUAUCAUAUUUAGGUCUACAUAAAAUUUUACCUUUUGUUAUACCAUGUUUCAGACUAUUUAUUAGACGAUCCUUUAACCUUUUAAUGUUCAGAUUAUUCUGUCAAAUGUAAUGCUUAUUUAUUCACAUCAUGGAAUUAAUCAUGCUUUAUCCCAUAGCUUUGUUAUUUUGAUGAUGUGAUUGUAUAUUUUGGGAUUGACAUUGUAGGGUAGGCGUGAGAGGUUGGAUCUGGUCAGUUUGAACAUAAAACAUGUAGAAUUUUAGAGCCAGUUUAAAAGCCAAAGGGUUAAAUGAUAUGAAUAAGUCUAAAUGCUAUACAGUCUUUCAAAUAACAUAUAAUAUGAACUUUGCAUACUAUGUUUUGGUCUGUUUAUUCAGCCUUUAAAUACCAAGUUUACUUACAUAUGUAUAAAUGACCUCCUUGCACAACAUAUUUAGGUAUCUAUUGACAUAUAUUUCUUGGAAGUAUAUAUGUGUGUGUGUGUGUGUGUGUAUCAACAGGAAAACUAAGUGCCAUUCAGUUAAAAUAACCCCAAAACGAUUUUCCAGUAUAUAUCAACACACACAAACGUGUUUUUUCUUUCUAGUAAUCAUUCAUAGACAUACACAUAUUCAUCUGUACAUUGUUGAUUGUAUUAAUUGUAAUAUACAAACAUUUAAAUUAUGUAUACUUAUUUUAUCAGCCUUAUUGGCUGGCAGGAUCUUGAAAAAGUAGUUGACCCCUUUUUUUUUUUUUUGCACUUUGUUUUGUGUUUUUUUUAUACUCAAUCAUUUGUGUAUUAAUUCAACUGAUUUAUUAAUUCAAAAAUCCCUGCUUUGAUGAAAGAGAUUUGUUGUAAAGAAAAAAAAAUGUAUAAAUAUUUUAAAAAUCGAACAAAAAUCAUUGAAUUUAUAAUUGCAGUUUGAAAUAAGCUGGGCUCUGAUUUUAAACUUUUACAAAACAAUAUCACCAAAAUACUCUAUUCUUACAUUGUUUUUUUUUUUCUCUUUUCAUAUUUUUUUGUUUUUUAAAUAUAAAAUUUCUGGGUGAUGGAGUUAUCUAAAGCUAUAAAGCACCACACUGAAUGCUUUACAGCAUCUAUUUUUAUUUUAUUCAUAUUUUGAACUGAAGACUGUGUCUUUCUUAACAUCCCUGAGGUUAAUGAAAUAAGUACCAGUAAGAUGUUUUUUACCCAGUUCAAUCAACCAUACCUCUUCCUUACAAAAAUUAGAAUUCUACCUAGUCACAAAAAAAAAAAAAAUUCCUUGUAUAAAUGUCUUAUGAAAUGUUAGAUUAAUUUCAAAAAUCAACAGUGGCACUUUUGUUCAUAUUCUUUUUACGUAUGUCAUGUGUCAAGGUUAAAAACCAUUUCUUUAAUGCAUAAAUUAUUGAACAAAAUAUACAAAUUAUACAGCAGGCCUAACAUAGCACUCAGUUUAGCAACAUUACCUGAUUCUUAGAUGCCUUUAGUAAAGUUCACUUAAUUAUUUCCAAUUCUGGGAUUCAAUCUUACCAAACUGGAAAGCCUACAAAGUUCAUGGGCACUUUCCUUAUUCUGAUUACCAACUUAUAAAAUUAUCCCAACAUUUUUUUUUUUUUUUUAGCUUGUCACUAAUAUUCUUAAUUUUAUUUAUUGUAUUGUUUUUAAUAUCUGACAAGCUGGACUUGAUCUUAGCCCUUUAAUGAUCUGAUAAAAAGUGAUGUAAACAUUUGACAGGAUUUGAACAUAGAAUAUCUAGUUUAUCAAUCAAUGCUCAAGUAUUGAGACAUUGUUUUACUGCCUGUAUAGCUUUUCAUUUGAUUGUUAUCAGGCCGUAUAUGAGAUUGGUUUUAUUUUCACCCUGUCAUCAUCAUUUAAAUAUCAAUGAAAUUAGUUGAUACAGAAAAUGUGAUUUUUUUUUUUUUUUGUCAAAUGUACAUAAAUUCUUGUAAUCUAUAUACACUGGCUUCUGCACUCACAUAUGGAUGUUAAAAAACAUGUAUAAUUGUAAAAUGAACUUAUUUACUAAAAAUAAUAUAAAUGUAAGCUGUACUAAAUCCAACUUAUAAUUUCUUGAAGUAACUCAGUAUCUCCUGCUGUAUUAAACAAACUACUUCUGUAAAUUUCAAUAUUUCAAAGAUGUAAAAAGACGAGUUACAUGUCACAUUAUGUACAGACCAAUAAUUUGUUGUGAAUAUUCUGGAAUUUGACAUUCUAAAAAAAAAAAAGAUGUUAUUUAGGGUUUUUUUUUUUUUUUUUUUUUUUUUAAAGUAGCAUUCAAAUAACCUUAUACAGGCCUUUGUUUUCCUGAAUUAAAAAAAAAUGUAUAUAUCAUGAAACAUUUAGGAAAAAAAAAUGUAAACAGUUGUUGUCUUUAAAAAUCAUAAAAUAUAGCAAAAAGAGAAGAAAAAAAAUGGAUGAUUUUUUUUUUUUUUCACUCUUAGUUUCAGUAUAGAAGAAAUGUCUUCCAUAUUUGUUGACAAAACAGCAUUCUGGGUUCUUUUUCAGCCAGAAGGCAGACAAUCUGGCAACUGAAUUUUACAACGAAUUUUUUUUUUUUUUCUCUAAAAGUUGUUAAAUUAUGUUCCUUUAUAUGGGAAGAAAACUGAAAAUUGAUAAGUGGGGGAAAUUGUUGGGAGGAACUGCUGUUGAAAAUCCGAUCCUUUGACAGUUCAGUUGUCAUCAAUGUAUUAUAUCAGAGUGCAGCCAUCUUCCUUAAGUUAUUUAACUACUGCCAGCAUGGAAGACAGACGUUAAAUGAUGAAGCAUUAUUGUAUACUUCCUUUGUCUCAACUAUGAGAAUUUUAAAAUGGGUAGCGGGGAUGUUAUUUUAUGACUCUUAAGGAAUAUUCAUUGGCAACCCCUAGAUCAAGUUAUAGAAAAAAGGUAGGCUCCAGAGGGCAUACAGAUUAGUUGUUUGAGAAUGUAUUUUGCACAAUGAGAUUGGAUCUUUAAGCCUCUACCAGUUUAAUGUAUUCAGCAUACCAUUAUAGAGAAUGGUCUUAACUGAUAUACUGUCCUUAAAAGUCAAUAUUAUCACUUGCAUUGUGCAUGGUGACAGCCAAGCAGUCUAAAAGCUUAUUUUAGCAUAAAUACCAUACUUUUCAUUUACCUUGUUAUAACAUAUACAUACAUAGCUUGUUUUCUAGAAGUACCCAAUAAACCUAAAGCAGCCGAUGUUUUGUUGCCAAUCAUUGGCAACCUUCUGCAGUGGGGUUUUUUUUCCCACAAACCUGCAGAUUGCAGUAACAACAGGUCAGUUUUUGCCUUUCACCAAAUUGAAAUGGUUUUCAUGUGUUGUAACUGUUUCUGAUCAUAAAACAAAACUGGUUUAUUGUUCAAACUGGAAAAAGAUUAAAAUUUGGAAGUUAUAUUUGUUACAUACAAACAUAUUAGAUGUUUAUAAAUAUGCACAUAAUUACUGAUAAUUCAUUUGGAUAUAAAACAUCUUGUUUUCAGAUUAUUUUGCUGCUUUUCAGCUCAUUAGCUAUGAUUGGGGGAGUAGAGGGAGAAACUUAAUCUGCUGCAAUGUUAAAUUUUUUUUAUUUUAAAAUAAUGUUCUAACCUAUUAUUAGUUGACUAGCAAAUUUUAACCAGUCAAAAAAAAAAAAAAAGUAAACUUAGUUCUCAGCAUACAAGUCUUCCUGUUAACUCAAUGUUAUUCAUUCAAUUCUUUAUAUUUCCAAAGCAUUAAAUUUCAGAAUGAGAUAAUGACAUUCAUAGACAUACUGAAAUAUCUGACAUUGUGCCAAUUGAUGUUAAACUGAAAUAAAUGUUAAAGUAACAGCAUUAAUUAAACUGUUCCAUCUUCAUCAAUGCUGGAGUAAUAUUUCUUUAAAACAAUGAAUUGUGAAAAUUAAAUUCCACCCCACUACCCUCGUUUAUUAUUAUUACUACUAUUAGAUAUGUUCAUCCCACCAAAAACCUUGGUAAUUUUUAAAUAUAAUUUUGUUGUUUUUGACAACUUCACAAAUUGUUUGUUUUUUUUCUAAAUAUUAUUUAUUUAUGAGGAACUUAGAAAACUAAAUGUCAUUCUGGAUCAGUCUUGAAAAAAAUGUAUUCAUAAUGUACAACUGGUUUUAAAUAAUUGAAAGAAGGAAAAAAAAAAAAUGAAUCUCUAAACAAAUGUAAGAAAGAUUAACAUGUUUGAAAAGUUCAAAAUUUCCAAAGUUUGUAGAGACUUGUAAAUAAUUAUUUUGUUGCAACUUGUAAAAUAAAGCCAAAGUGAUACAGC